Messenger RNA from Aegilops tauschii subsp. strangulata, 1151 nucleotides. Its product is annotated as peroxiredoxin Q, chloroplastic. The record is from RefSeq and is a predicted model, not a curated record. Gene Ontology annotation, cellular component: chloroplast thylakoid membrane; cytoplasm. Gene Ontology annotation, molecular function: thioredoxin peroxidase activity. Gene Ontology annotation, biological process: cellular response to oxidative stress; cell redox homeostasis. NCBI's taxonomy places the organism in Eukaryota, Viridiplantae, Streptophyta, Magnoliopsida, Poales, Poaceae.
AUCCUGAUAUCCCCUCGCCGCGAACCAACCAUCCAUCACAGCACAGGAGGUUCCGCUUCCUCCAGAGAAACAGAGGAGCGGCUGAGGCGAGUCCUUCACCUCGGUCCAGCCAAGAUGGCAUUCGCCGCCUCCACGGCCUGCUGCAAGCCGUCCGUGCUGCUGGCCCCUCGCGCCUCCUCCUCCUCCUCCUCGUCCCAGGCGCGCCUCUGCAGGCCGUCCACCUCGGCCGCGUUCCACGGCCUCAGGGCGCCGGCGUCGGCCUUCGCCCUCGCGCCUGCGCCGCGCCGCCGCGCGGCCUCCGCGGGCAUCGUCUGCGGCAAGGUGAGCAAGGGCAGCGUGCCGCCCAACUUCACACUCAAGGACCAGGACGGCAAGACGGUGUCGCUCUCCAAGUUCAAGGGCAAGCCCGUCGUCCUCUACUUCUACCCCGCCGAUGAGACGCCAGGCUGCACCAAACAGAUCAUUCGCCAGAAGACAUUCACUCCUCUUGGUUCAGCCGGAGCUAGCUCACCACUUGGGUCUCCCUUCCUUUCCAAACGCCAUGGCUCCACCACCAUCCAAGCUAGCCUCUCCUCCCCUAACCCCACUCCACGGCAACAAAAACACGUCGCCAUGACCAUACCGUCCCAAGAAAUCACCGAGGCAGCGACGCCGAGGAGGCAGCAGCCCAUCGAUGAGGAGGCCGUCGCCAACGGAGAUGGCCGGACGUGCGAGCUGCCGACGUGGGCGCUGAUCGGCGGCAUCACGGUGGGCGUGGCGGUGGCGCUGGCGCUGUCGGUGGACGCGGGCCCGGCGAUGGCGCUGGGGCCGGAGGGGCCGCUGCUGGAGGAGUUCUGGGACAACAUGCGGCGGUACGUGCUGUACGCGCUGACGGUGAGCACGGGGUUCGCGUGGGCGCUGGUGCAGCCCAUCUACGAGCUGCUGCGCAACCCCAUCACCGCCGUGCUGAUCAUCGUGGUCAUGGCCGGCGGCGCCGUGCUGACGGUCCAGGUCAUCAACGCCAUGGCCGGCAACUCUGACUUCGUCUACAUGUACGAGCAGUAGCUCUAAAUAGCUAGUUAGGGUAUUUGUACGUAGUAUGUCUGGCUGAUCUUGGACGAAACAUGCAUGAUUUUGAGAGUAAUAAAAAGGUGACACAUAUUAGACCAGCA